This is a messenger RNA of Etheostoma cragini (Arkansas darter), 1415 nucleotides long. RefSeq names its product zinc finger protein 239-like. The transcript is spliced from 3 exons. NCBI's taxonomy places the organism in Eukaryota, Metazoa, Chordata, Actinopteri, Perciformes, Percidae. Gene Ontology annotation, molecular function: RNA polymerase II transcription regulatory region sequence-specific DNA binding; DNA-binding transcription factor activity, RNA polymerase II-specific. Gene Ontology annotation, biological process: regulation of transcription by RNA polymerase II. The record is from RefSeq and is a predicted model, not a curated record. Gene Ontology annotation, cellular component: nucleus. The coding region runs from base 297 to 1412 and encodes 371 amino acids.
AUCUGCUAGACGUGACGAUGUUGUUAGGUUCAGACAGGCACGAGGAGCGCGGCUUGGUUUUAGUAAGCCAAUCAGAGGCAGAAUAAGACAAAAUAAGGUGGGCCUUUAGACAGGUCCAGUGACGUCUUGUGGCUCCAAUCUAGCAUCGACCAGUCAACGGGUUGUGUCCAGAUGGUAGCCCAGUGAAAUAGACAAUAUCAGUAGAAGAUACACUGUCGGAGAGCAAGAGGGCUGAAACGUGCUGAUGGGAAUGACAUAAUUCCAAGGACAUUAACGUUCCCCAUUAAGCCGGCGACAUGAGCUCUUCAGAAGAGUUGAAACAGACUGACAGCGACAGGAGCCGACCUCAUCAGUGCCAGGCAUGUGGGAAAGGUUUCAGUCGGAUCUGCAGCUUGAGAAGACAUGAGCUCACUCACUCCGCGGAGAAACUGUUCCACUGUGAACAGUGUGGCCGCACUUUCAGCCAACUGAAGAAAUACAAGCUCCACCUGCACAGCCACACUAAAGACGAAGCCUCUUACUGUGAGCAGUGCGGGAGGCACUUCAGCAACCAGAGUUCAUACAAGAAGCACCUUCGGGACCACACCGGCCCCUACCAGUGUGACCAGUGUGAGAAGACUUUCAGUUACUUGAGUAUCUACAAGAUCCACAUGCGUGUCCACACUAAAGAGAAGCCAUACUGCUGCGACCAGUGUCCCAAGAGCUUUAGUUUUUUAAGUUCGUACAAGCGACACCAGCUGAGCCACAGCGGAGAGAAGCCGUACCAGUGUGACUUCUGUGGGAAGAGUUUCACCCAGUCAGGCCAUUUCAGUCUGCAUCUGCGCAACCACACGGGAGAGAAACCGUUUGAGUGUGGCCAAUGUGAAAAGAGUUUCAGUGACUUAAGUAGUUACAAGAUCCACCUGCGUGUCCACUCGGGAGAGAAACCGUACCGCUGUAGCCAGUGUGGCAGGAGCUUCUCGCAGUUAGGCAACUACAAAUCCCAUCUGCGUAUUCACACCGGGGAAAAACCAUUCCGCUGUGAACUCUGUGAGAAAAGCUUUUCCAUUUCAAAAACUUACAAGCAGCAUGUGCGCACCCACACCGGAGAGAAACCGCACCAGUGCAAAGACUGCGGGAAAGGUUUCGGUCGACUGAGUAACUACAUGCGUCACCUUCGCAUCCACACUGGAGAGCAGCCGUUCAGCUGUGACCAAUGUGGGAAAUGUUUCAACAGUUCCUAUAGUUACAGCCGACACCUGCGUGUGCACACCGGCGAGAAACCUUACUGGUGUUCACAGUGUAAGAGGCUGUUCACCCGGUCCCAGUCCUUAAAGAAACACCGCUGUGUUGCAGUAGAUGAAGAAGCACCGCUGAGCUGCUCACCAGCAGCAGCAACUCACGACGACGACCAACAACAACCAACUGAAUAAACU